Lolium perenne is the source of this 776-nucleotide messenger RNA. RefSeq lists its product as uncharacterized. Lineage: Eukaryota; Viridiplantae; Streptophyta; Magnoliopsida; Poales; Poaceae. The record is from RefSeq and is a predicted model, not a curated record.
GGCAAGCUUAAUUCUUAAGCUUGGUCAGUGUCCUAUCUUUGGCGUUCCGGAUCUGAAGAAUUCUGAACCGACUGGGAUGGACGGGAUCAACAAUCUACCCUUGUCCUACCUGUACGCUCUCCACCUCCUACUACUCCUGGUAUAUAAAUACCACUCAACUACGCAUCCAAAACCAUUAAUCAAACCACUCAUAUAAUUAAGAAGUUAGCAAUGGAGAUGGGCAAGAAGAAGAAGCCUGCCCCAUUGGCAUUGUUCCUGGCCAUCCUUCUCAUCAUUUCCUCUGAGAUGGUGGAAGAGGUUGGGGCAAAGCUGCAAUGCGACAUCAAAGCGUCGUUGUGCAUGUACAAGUGCACCAAGACCGGCAGGUGCAUGCGCUGCUGCAAGCACUAUGGCUUCCUCCACGGCCGCUGCAGAAUCCGCCACGGCCUGCUCUGCUACUGCUGCAACGACGACUCAGACCCCGGCCACGCCGCUCUCCGCCGCCGCUACCAGUACCAGGAUCAGCAGAAGAUGGUCGCGCCGCCGCCACUAGACCACCUUCUUCAUGCGUGAGCCUCAGCCAGCUUCCUUCGGUGCUUCAUAGCAGUGCAUCGGUACCUAUGGUUCUGAGCAAUCGAAGAAGACAAGAAGAUCUCAUGAAUAUAUGUCAAAAAAAAAAUGUCCCAGCUCUGAAUAUAUGAGCUCCAUUAAUCCAUUACUAUGCAUCUCUUGCAAUUGUUUGUGAAAUCGUGUUUCCCUCAUUCCGCUUAAUUUCAUAUUCACCGACAAUUUUCCUA